AUGUAUUUCUUUCUGAAGGAAACAAGUGCAUCUUACAGUAUUUUGAGGAAAAUCAGUCCCUUGGAAGCAGAGCUGCUAAGAGAUCCUGGCAUGCAGUGUAAAGUUAGAUUCAGAUUUGCUGGGCAGGAGUUUCCACCUUUUAUUGUCUUUAAGAUCUUCCACCGCUCAGGUGCCUUUGGGAACCGAUACAUAUGUGGCAAGCGAAUUCUUCAUCCAUCCAGUGAGGCUGCAGCUGACGCCUGCAAGUUGAUGGGCCCCAGAGCAUAUUAUGAUCAAAUGAUUUACGAUGAACUGGAGUACCAGAAACAUAAAAUCACAGAUAUGGUGGACGUGGCUACUGUUAAAGACUAUGUUAAAUACAAAAGUCACCUUGACGAGACUCCAGCAUAUCUCGGAGGCCGUGAUAACUGCUGGAGAAGACCGUCGCUGAAAAAUAUGCCCAGGACGACAAUUAUGUAUGAUAUAGUGGAAUACGCAGAGUCUGGGGCCCUGUCAGAGAGACUGAAAGGAGAACUGAAAUUACUUUUGCAGGUGCCUGGUACUGAAGAUCUGCAAAUGCGGCAGCUUAGCGCUAUCACACAGUCCAGAUCUCCUGUCCCACCACCAUCACCAGUGUCUUCUUCCAACAAAACACCCCAGCGUCCAUCAUUUCUGUGGCACUCAGCACGACGUUCUCACAAGGCUCGGCUGAAGGCAGUAAAAAUGAAGAGACUAUACAGCAUUAGAAAUGAAACCAAUGAAACCAUGGACGACACUACAGAAGAGAACAGGCACCAGUUCUCAGAAAGAGUUGAUGCUGGGGAUGAAGUGCAUAUUUCAGACGAAGACUGGGAUGAAGAGGCAGAGAAACUUUAUAGAUGGAGCCAAGGACUGUCUCUGGACGAGAGUGUAAUGCCAUCACCUUUACUCCAUUAACUUUAUUUUAACUGCACAACAAGCUACUUAGUUUGAUUUCCUGGAGAACAGAUUGCUUCCCACUGGCAACAGUAUGAGAUGCAGAAAUAUUAUUUGCCCGUUGACAUCAAUGGUUGUUUAGGGGUCAGAGUUGUUUAAAGCGAUAGAAGAGUUGUUUAAAGAUAGACUAGAAGAAUAAAUGCUGUAUUUAUA
Xenopus laevis (African clawed frog) is the source of this 1107-nucleotide messenger RNA. RefSeq lists its product as uncharacterized. The transcript is spliced from 6 exons. Bases 1 to 915 code for a protein of 304 amino acids. The record is from RefSeq and is a predicted model, not a curated record. Lineage: Eukaryota; Metazoa; Chordata; Amphibia; Anura; Pipidae.